Aphidius gifuensis is the source of this 4803-nucleotide messenger RNA. Its product is annotated as monocarboxylate transporter 13-like. The transcript has 5 exons. The coding region runs from base 883 to 2784 and encodes 633 amino acids. Gene Ontology annotation, molecular function: monocarboxylic acid transmembrane transporter activity. The record is from RefSeq and is a predicted model, not a curated record. Gene Ontology annotation, biological process: monocarboxylic acid transport; transmembrane transport. Lineage: Eukaryota; Metazoa; Arthropoda; Insecta; Hymenoptera; Braconidae.
GUACACCGAGUUAAGUGAUACAAGUUUAGAUGGAUACUGAAUCUCCUACCUUGGAAAAAUACUAUAUAUUCAUAUACACUAGCUAUACCUGUCUUUCCACAUCUUUGAUCAGUGGAUUUUUUUUUAUAAAUUUUUUUUACAAUCCUGAUAGUUAAGCCUAUUUUAAUCUCAACUUUUUUACCAUUAUUUAUUGUUAAUGUAUUUGGAAUUAUCAAUAGAACAUUUACCAAAUAUAACAGCAUUAAAAAUAAAUUAUAUUUGAAAGAAAAAUUGUUCAAAUUAAAAAGAAAAAAAAAAAAAAAAAUUAUAUUUAUAUCCUUAUUGUAUUUUUUUUUUAAAUUGUCAUGCAUUUUAAAAUUUACUUGGGUCUUUGAACUUGUUAAAAAAAAAUUUUUUUUAUUUUCAUUCUUUCGUUACUUGGUAAAUUGAAAAAAAAAAAAAAAAAAUUUUUUUUUGAGACAAGAUGAACGAAGACAACGGUCAACCCUCGUCAUUCAUCAAGAUUUGUAUAUCAUAAGGCAAGACAGAUUGCCAGCAAGUUGUUAAACGUAUAGAAUAUGUAAAAAAAAAAAAAAACAAAAGUUGAAAUAAAAUAAAAUAAGGUAGAGGUGAAGGAAAAAGAGGUGGAUAACGCCAGAAGAAGACACCAGAACGAAAAGUCGAGGACAAGAGGGAACGUUGCAAUUCUGACCCCUCGGGAGUCGUCGUUGAUCAGUCCUGGUGAACACAAGUGUGCCUCUGAGAUCCAAAGAAUCAUCUUUGGACUCUCUGGAAAUCUCAACGACAGUCUUCGACAUCUUGACAUUAUACAUACUCAUCAGGUGAAACUAAAAAAAGAUAACAAGAAGAGCCAGUAAUAAGGAAGUGGAAGAAAUAAAAAGAAUGGCAAAAAUGGGAAAAACAAAACUUGUCCCACCUGAUGGUGGCUGGGGUUGGGUAGUGCUGAUGUCUGCAUUGACUGUUAAUUUUCUUAUUCCUGGUACAGUAAAAUCAUUUGGCGUACUUUUUGUUGAAUUUCUUCAAGUAUUUAAAUCAUCACCAACAGCUGCUUCAUGGAUUCCAGCACUUUGUUAUUUUCUCUACAGUUCACUUGGACCAUUAUCGAGCGUUCUUUCUUUAAAAUACUCUUAUAAAACUGUGACAAUGAUUGGUGGUGCAUUUGCUGCAAGUGGAAUGAUGCUCAGUUAUUUUGCAACAUCUGUUACUUAUCUUUACAUCAGUUAUGGAGUUAUGGUUGGAAUUGGAGCUGGACUUACAUUUCCACCAACAGUUUACAUUGUCACAUCAUAUUUUGUAAGGCUACGUGGUUUUGCAACUGGACUAUGUAUAUCAGGAAGUGCAAUUGGAACCAUUGUUCUUCCGCUGUUUUUGCAGUAUCUACUUAAUCAUGUUGGACAUAGAGGAGCAGUAUUAAUUAUGGGUGCAAUAUUAUUGAAUACUAUUAUUGUUGCUCUUCUUUAUCAUCCAGUUGAACAACACAUGAAAGAAGUACCAGAUGAAGGAAUUGACAAUGAAGCAAUGACAAUGGAAGAAGAAUCAAUUACUGAAGAUAAAUCAACACAAUCAAUAACUGAUCUAAAUGCACCAGUUAUAUCAAAAACAGAUACAACAAAUACAUCAACAAAUCAUCUCGCUGAUCUAUCAAAAGUUUUAGAAAAAACUCUAACAAUGCCAGACAUUGAUGAAAUAGAAAUAACAAAAACUGAUCAAGAUGAAAAUAAUCCAGAUGACUCACAAAAAAAUAAUGAAAAUUUAGAUAAUAAUAAAAAUAAUGAAAUUGAAGAUAAAUUACCAACUGAGGAAGAAAAUUCAGUAGUAAUUAAUGGUGAAAUUGAAAAUACAAAAAGUAUUAAUUCAGCAAUUGGUAUAUCAACACCAUCAUUGAGUAGAAAUAAUUCAAUUCGUAAAAGUAACAAAAGUGGAUUUCAUUUAACUCGUCAACACAGUAUUGUUUCAGAAAUGGGACCAAUUGCCUUAACACCAAAAAUGAAUGUUCCAAGUAUGUUUAGAAGAUUAUUUAAAACUCAAAAUAACAGUAAAAAACGUAAUUCUAAUACAAAAAAUGUGACAAUAACAACUGAUGAUAUUGAAAAAACAAAAAAACAAGAAAAUAAAAAAAUAUCUGUUGCAUCAUCGUCAUCAUCAUCACCAUCAUCUGAUAGUAGUAAUGCAAAUUUUUUUGAUUUAAGUGUUUUAAAAGAUCCAAUUUAUCUUGUAAUAUUAAUAUCAAAUUCAACAUCAGCAAUUAGUAAUACAAAUUUUAUGAUAUUAUUACCAUCUUAUGCAAUAUCAGAAGGUUUUGAUAAAAAUAUGGCUGCAUUAUUAUUAUCAAUUGUAUCAGCAUUGGAUCUUGUUGGUAGAAUUGGUGGUGCAUCAUUAUCUGAUAUUGAUUUUAUUCCAAAAUAUUAUUAUUUUGUUUGUGGUCUUGGUAUGAGUGGUGUUGCUUUGGCACUUUUACCAAUGGCAACAACUUACACAAUGUUAUCAUUUUUUUGUGCAUUAUUUGGUUUAUCAUCUGGUAUGUAUAUUGGUAUUACAACUGUUAUAUUAGCUGAUAUGUUGGGAACUGAAAAAUUAAGUUCUUCAUAUGGUAUAUCAUUAUUUGUUAAUGGUGUAUUACAAUUAAUUGGACCACCUAUAUGUGGUGUUAUAUUUGAAAAAGUUGGUACUUAUAAACCAAUUUUUCUUGCAUUUGGAAUUAUUCUUAUUCUUGGUACUGCUCUCUGGGCUUUAGUUCCCAUUUUUCAAAGAAGAAAAAACAAAUUAAUGCUUGAUGUUGUUUGACAUUUUUAUUAUUUAGUACUUAUUUUUAAUCAUUCAUGCAUUGAUUUUUUUUAUUUUUUUUUACCUUUUAAUUUCAUAUAUACAUUAUUCCAUCAAUAUUUUUUUCAUUAUUUUUAUUUCUCUGGUGAAAAUAUUUCUGUGAAUUUUUAUAGAUUAUUAUUUGUAUUUUUCCAUAUCAUUUCGCAAUUGGUAUGUUUAAAGAAAAUCCAGAGAAAUAUUUUCAUUAAUACUUCAUUUAAAAAUGAGAUUAUUUUUACUAAUCAAGUGUUAGUUUUUUAGUUCUAAAAUACUUAAUUAUAUUUUAAAAUUUUGAUUGGAAUGAUUACUUAAAAAUACAGAAUAAUGAAGGAGUAAUAUGAAGUUCUAAUUAUUGUAUAGAAAAAUUGGUCUUUUUCCGGAGAAAAAUCUAAAAUAAUAUCUGAUUUUUUUUCGGUAAAAAUUCCGAAAAAUAUUUUCACUAGAGUGAGAUUCUAAAAAAUGUAAGUUUCGAUUCCUUGCAAAUUUUUCAUUGUUUAUUAUAACAUUAUCUUUUUUUUUCUGUAAAAUGACUUAUUUUCAUAUUCAUGUAGGUAUAUUAAAUUUUUUUCUUUCUUGUAUUUAUCUCUAGUCAUAUUUUUUAAGAUUUGUACAAAUGAAAUCGAGUUGAUUAUACUUUUACUUAGUGAAAUUGAAAUAAAAAUUGCGAAUAAAAAGGACAAUUUGAUUUCAGUAUGGUAAUUUUUGUUUCUACUUAUUUCUGCAUUGCAUUACAAGUCUAAAAAAAUUAAUCCACAAAACUCAAACCCGUAAUUAUUGUUGAAAUUCAAUAUAUUAUAAAUUUUCCCACUUGAACUAAAAACAUGAAAACUGUAAUAGUAAUAAUUUAAUAAGCUAUGAAAUAAUAAUAUGUAUUUUUAUUUGUGCAAAUAUGAUAAUUUUUUUUUUUCAUAAAACUAUUAUUAGAUUAUACAUGUAGAAGUAUAAGAUAAAUAAUAAUUUCUGACUCAUUUAUUUUAAAUAAAAGAUAUAAAUAGUUUAAGUUUUGAUAAUAACAAUUGUAAUUUUUAAUUUAUAAUUUGGAUAUUAAAUAUUACUUUAACCCUAAUUAUAUAAAUGUGCGUGUAUAUAUAUAUAUAUGUAUCAGAAUUCAUCUUCAAUUGGUUGUAUGAUGAGUCAUCAUUGAUGACUGACGAGUAAUUUUUAUCAAAUUAAUUGUCAUAACAGAAUAAUUGUGCUUAAUCAACCAUUUUUUUGUCGGAGAUGGUUACAACCAUUUAAUCAGCUUAUAAUUAUACAAAUCGCAUGAAACUAUAGCAAACAUACGAAUACGAUUAAUUGAAUAUAUAUUCAAAAACAAUUAUGUAGGAAUAAUAAAUUUAUUUUUACAGUUUACAUUAUUUUUUUUUUAUUUUUUUAUUUUAAAACAUUUUUGAAAGAUUACUUGCCAUAGUAAUCAAUAUCAAUUGAAACAUUAUUAAUAAACAAUUUAAAUAUUAAUUAAACAAUAUAUUUUAUUGAUAUCCUGAUAAUUGAAUUGUCUCAUUUUAUCUGAUGGUUAUUUUUCUUAUUUACUGCCCUUUUUCUGCAGAAUAUUUAUAAUACAUAUAUAAUAUUUAAAGUAUAAUAUAUAAUAAUAAAGAGACCUAUAUACCUUUUCCAAUUAUGUAUAAUGAUUUUAUACAAUAUUACCUUUUUGCUUAUUAGUUAUUAUAUCAUUGAUAUUUAUUUGAACAUUGAUAAUUAACCAUUAAAACCAAAAACAUGUACUUGCACAUUUCCAACAUGGAUCGCAACCGGUGAUAUAGUGACAUUCAGUUGCGUUUGAGCCAUCGUACUUUCUCGACCAGCACCACAUCUUAAGAACUGCACAUCCUGCCCAACAUUUCCCUUCGUCACAUCCAUAUUCAUUAGAGUAACAUGAAAUUGAGGCGGGACGUGUCUGAUACCACUUUCCUCUUUUGACACGUUCAUUUGAAGUUUCAUUAUAAUUUUGUGGUAAUGAAUUUACACAAAAAAGUGUACUCAAAUUCAAAACUAUUA